CCAUGGGAUCGGACGGUUCCAUACUUGACCUUGAUCAACCUUCCCUGUCAUACUUUCGCCAUGGAAGAACUGGAGCAAGAGGUGCCAGAUGAACGGUGUGCAGAUCAAGCCCUAAAGGAUCGGGUGAAGACCUGUGAUUCCUUGGCCUCCACGCAUGCCGCGCAGGACAUCUUCCAAGUCCGGACUGAAGUCACUGAUGGCCUCCCAGUCGAGAAGUGGAACACCCCAGUGGAACACUCGGUGAACGAGGUCAACGAGAUCACAGAGGUCCAAGUGAAGAUUGAGGACCCAGAGCCUGCAAAAGAUCCGAAAGAGGAUGAGGUGGAGGUGGCCACUGAACGUGAAUGGACUUUCCGAAAGAAGCUGCUGAUGGCAUGGUAUUUGGCCAUGACGGUGGUCUACUUCGUCUACCGCAGUCAAGAGAUCUCCAUCUUCACUCCAGCGGCUUUUGAGCUGCGUUGGCAGGACUCAGCUGGCCUGCUCUUUGCGCUCUCUUUCCUGAUGACGCGGAAGCCGAGCUACUUGAUCUACGCGAUCAACCCCUUCCGAAAUGUGCUGUUGGUGAUGCUUCAGGCCAUCUUUCCAGAGCUGUCCGAACGACGGACCAACCCGGAGUACUACCGGAACAUUUGCUCAGCUUCAAUUCAGCUGUGCUGUGGCUGUGCGAUUUGGUUUUUCACCACACCUCAACCUAUAGGAGAUGGCACUUCCUGGGCCCUGCAGAUGCCGUGCCUGGACGGGCCUUGCCUUCGUGAACGGCGGCCAUGUUUUCAAAAAUGGUUCAUUCGAGUAGUGAACAGCUUGUUGCUCCUCACUGGCAUCGCUGCUACGGUGAUCGCGCUGGAAGAGCAGACCGACAGUUUCCGGACGCUCCACACGGAGGACCAUGGCUGGAAGAUCAUCUUGUCCAUCGUGCUGGGGAUCUCUGAGGAGGUCAGCUGGAGAAGCGUCUACAUGGCAGACAACAACAACUCGAUCCAGGCCUUCACAUGGGGCAUGAACCAUGUCGUCGCCGGCACGGGGAUUGACAAUCCAUGGGUCUAUGGCAUUGUCAGCGCGGCAUACGCCUUCCUGCUGGGUGUGUCGCCCUCCGUUGGGCUCCGGUGCUUUAACCACGCGGCCGUGGAGUACUUCGUCAUUGACAACUUGGUGAAGCCUGAGGGCCAUCCGAUUUGGCUUCCGCAAAGCGUGAGCCACAUCGUGUAGAGUCGGUAUUUUGUUGGGCGCCUUCUUUUCUGCAGAGAGGAGAAUGGUUUGGAGAGGACAC
Durusdinium trenchii is the source of this 1267-nucleotide messenger RNA. Lineage: Eukaryota; Dinophyceae; Suessiales; Symbiodiniaceae. The record is from the annotation of a GenBank genome assembly.